AUGGCAUACUGUCUGUCUAAUAUAGAAUAUGCAGACGACAUGGUACUGUUAUUUGAAGAUCCAGCAUACAAAUAUCUACCCAUGGCGGGAGAUUUCUCUUAUUGUGCUGUUCAGACAAAACAAAUUAGUAAGCACAAAAUCUCUGUCUGCUCAUGGUCACCUAAAACCGAUCUGAUUGCGCUGGGUUCUCAAACAGGUUGUGUUUCUGUGCACAGGUAUAAAAUGAGCUGUAUUUGGGAAUCCGCUCAUGCAGAUCUCGGUGCAGUCACCUGUCUGGCCUGGAGAUCGGAUGGUCAGAGUUUGUGUGCAUCGCACGCUUCCGGCACAGUCCAUCUGUACCUUACCAACGAUGGAUUUAUCUAUCAUACCAUCACUCUUCCCACCGCAGUCACACAUCUCAGCUGGAUCGGUCACAGUCUAGAUUCCAAAUCGGUCCCAAUCACAAACGCGAUCAGCCUGUUCCCCGAUCUGAACGCAUUAACCAUGUUCAAAUCACUGGUUAGUCAUGCUCAACAGCUACGCACUCUAUCUGUGCACAGUUCUUCAGUGCGAGUGUGCAAGUUGCUUUUGGAUUGGAGCUUCAGUCAAAUUUGCGUAUCAUGGGAAGAUAUGAUACUUGAAGUGGACGCUAAAUUUACCAAAUAUGGUCGAGAUCGGUUGGCUCAGAACAAGGUGAAUGCCACAGCCACAAUUUAUGGCAUUCGUUCGACCGUUCCCUAA
Molecule: messenger RNA, 720 nt
Organism: Echinostoma caproni
Lineage: Eukaryota; Metazoa; Platyhelminthes; Trematoda; Plagiorchiida; Echinostomatidae
Source: the annotation of a GenBank genome assembly